GCGACUCAUGAAAGGAGAGGCGCAUUCGCGUACUCUACGGAUGCCUCUAGCAUCAGUCAUUACGUAUAGGGGGGAAAGAGACAUCGGAUGCGCACUCCCCCUGACAAAAUAUCAGCCAGCUAUCCCGGACCUUGCUCGGAUGCGCGUCCUUUGAUUGCGUGCCUCGGUUGGAACUUCACGAGGGCACCCGGGUCGCCUUCGCAAGUACUGAUAGCAGACCGCACGCAAUCUUUUUUUUGGGCCUCUCUCUCCACUGAUAUGGCGCAAUGCACUGGAAUUCCGACUAGAUCCCUGCUCAAAAAGCGGCAAUUCGCCGUUGAUGCAAGAUGAGCCAUCAUUGCGUUGGGCCAUAGGCUAGAGCAGCCAACCAGGUAUGCGCCCGAUGAUGCCAUUCCCGGUUCUCGGCACUCUGGGAAGUCCUCGCGACAUCGUACACCGAGGUAGACGACAAACGCCAUGGCCUUCGGCGGCUUCUGAUAUGGGUAUAAAGCAUCAAGCCUUGGCUCCUAGACCAUCCCAAGAGGUGUCGGACAGGCUCAAUUGCAGUGAUUAAGUUCUGUAUCACGAUGUACACUACGAAGCUUUCCCUGUGGGGGCUAGCCGGAUCCCUGGCAGCCGUUGUAGCCAAGGGUCCAUUCUUGGAGUCCCUAAAUGACGGCACUUGGAUUAUUGGUAACGAUUUCUGGAAUGUUACACAAGGUCCGGUCUACGCGACAAAGCUUUUCUGGCAGGGUGUACCUGGAGCAGAUCUUGUCGGCUCCGCCGUCGGCCACUACACUGGUUAUGACGGGGAGUCGAAUCUCCGUUACACCAAUGCGACAAUUGCUGCACGCGGUACACACUUUAUCGACGUCAGCUUCACUGCGCCCGCUGGAGAUCUCCACUGGGUCAUCUUUGACGACCUCUCCGGCGCAUACCAGUAUUUUGUCAACCGUGCCCUGCCAAACAUCAGCAUUUUGCGAACCCUCUGGCGGCUGGCGCCGGAACACUUCACUCAUGGCCGCACUCACCUCAAGGAUGAGCCCCUGCCGGAUUUCGAUCUGUAUGCAAAGUCGACCAACGUUCAGGAUGAGACCUGGCAGCUUGCAGACGGGUCAUACAUCACCAAGUACGACUGGUCCAACGCCGUCAGAGACCGUGACUUCUAUGGUGUUUACGGAUCUCGUGUUGGUUCUUGGUGGAUUCAUCCAUCCACCGAAUACUACAACAGUGACCAUCUCAGCCAGACACUGACCGUGCAUCGCGAGAGCAAGACCGGCGAUGCUGUCCAGCUGAACGUCGUGCAAGAUACAUCGCACUUCCGUGUCGGCCAAAAGACAACUCAGCCCGUGGGCAAG
Verticillium dahliae VdLs.17 is the source of this 1337-nucleotide messenger RNA. RefSeq lists its product as uncharacterized. The transcript is spliced from 2 exons. Gene Ontology annotation, molecular function: catalytic activity; carbohydrate binding. NCBI's taxonomy places the organism in Eukaryota, Fungi, Ascomycota, Sordariomycetes, Glomerellales, Plectosphaerellaceae. The annotation marks the transcript as partial. Gene Ontology annotation, biological process: carbohydrate metabolic process. The record is from RefSeq and is a predicted model, not a curated record.